ACGGCUGACCCUGCAGGCCACCGCCGGCCGCCGCCGCCGCCAAUGGCUGGCCCCUACGCCCCCUACCACCCCACCGCCAAACCGGCCUCCGCCACCCCCUCUUACCUCACGAUCAAAAACUCCAGCCUCUCCAAGGGGUCUUCGUCCUCUUCCUCUGCUUCAUGUCCUACCUCCUCGGCAUCUGGCAGCACGGCGGCCGCAUCGCCCCCGCCUCCUUCUCCACCACCACCGUCGCCGCCGUCUCCUGCCCCUCGUCCCCCGCGAAGGGAUCGUCCUCGUCCUCCGCCUCCGCCGGCGUCAGCCUCGACUUCGAAUCCCACCACCGCCAGGACGACACGGCGGACGCCGAGCUGGACGACCGCCCCAGGACGUACGCGGCGUGCGCGGGCAACUUCAGCGAGUACACGCCCUGCGAGGACGUGCAGAGGUCGCUCCGGUUCGACCGGACGAGGCUGAUAUACCGGGAGCGGCACUGCCCGGACAAGACCGAGAAGGUGAAGUGCCGGGUGCCGGCGCCCUACGGGUACCGGAUACCGUUCCGGUGGCCGGCGAGCCGGGACCUGGCGUGGUACGCCAACGUGCCCCACAAGGAGCUCACGGUGGAGAAGGCGGUCCAGAACUGGAUCCAGUACCAGGGCGACCGCUUCCGCUUCCCCGGCGGCGGCACCAUGUUCCCCCACGGCGCCUCCGCCUACAUCGACGACAUCGGCGAGCUCAUCAACCUCAAGGACGGGUCGAUCCGGACCGCCAUCGACACUGGCUGCGGGGUGGCGAGCUGGGGAGCUUAUCUCCUGUCCCGGAACGUGCUGACGAUGUCGUUCGCGCCGAGGGACACGCACGAAGCUCAGGUGCAGUUCGCCCUCGAGCGAGGAGUGCCAGCCCUGAUCGGCGUCCUCGCAUCGAAAAGGCUUCCGUAUCCGUCUAGGGCGUUCGACAUGGCCCAUUGCUCUCGAUGCCUCAUUCCUUGGGCCGAAUCCGGUGGAACGUAUUUAAUGGAAGUGGACAGAGUUCUGAGGCCGGGCGGGUACUGGAUCCUGUCUGGUCCGCCGAUCCGGUGGAGGAAGUACUGGCGGGGCUGGAAUAGGACCCAAGACGACUUGAGGUCCGAGCAGAACUCGAUCGAGAGGGUGGCCAGGAGCCUGUGCUGGACCAAGCUCAUCGAGAAGGGCGACAUCUCCGUCUGGCAAAAGCCGACCAACCACUUGCAAUGCAAAGUGAACCGGUUCUGCCCGACCCAAGAUCCAGAUACAGCAUGGUACACCAACAUGGACACUUGCUUGACCCAGCUACCGGAAGUCUCCGGUGACGAGGAGGUUGCGGGCGGCCAGGUGGCGAAGUGGCCGGCGAGGCUCAAUGCGGUCCCGCCCAGGAUCAGCGGGGGAACGGUGCCAGGCAUCACGGCGGAGACCUUCCAAACCGAUGCGGAGCUCUGGAAGCGGAGGGUCUCGUACUACAAGACGGUGAAUAAUCAACUGGGGCAGGCCGGGAGGUACCGGAACCUGCUGGACAUGAAUGCCCACUUGGGCGGCUUCGCGGCGGCGCUUGUGGAGGACCCCGUCUGGGUCAUGAACGUGGUCCCCGUGGAAGCGCCGGUCAACACGCUCGGAGUCGUAUACGAAAGAGGGCUCAUCGGGACUUAUCAGAGCUGGUGCGAAGCCAUGUCUACUUAUCCCAGGACUUACGAUUUCAUUCAUGCCGAUUCGUUGUUCACCCUCUACAAGGACAGGUGCGACGCAGACGACAUAUUGCUGGAGAUGGACAGGAUCCUGAGGCCGGAAGGGAGCGUGAUCCUACGGGACGACGUGGACGUGUUGGUGAAGUUGAAGAGGAUGCUCGACGGGAUGAACUACGACAGUCAAAUCGUCGACCACGAGGAUGGGCCCCUUGUGCGGCAGAAGCUCCUCUUCGCCGUCAAGUCCUACUGGACCGCCCCGUCAACUUCCAAUCACCGCCGAUCCUCCACUUCUUCUUAGGAACCUAAUUAAGUCACUCUCCGUGUUUUCUUUUUUCUCUUCUUUUUUUGGCUUUUUUCAUGUUUUCAGCAAUUCUUUCAUGAUGAAAAGUUCCAGAUAGAUCCAGUUCCAACAAACCCUAACUCUUUGAAGGGGUCCAAUUGGUUUAACACACGCAUUUGACAGAUGAACUGGGUGCUAUAGAGCCUAUAGGUCACUCUUCUUCUUGGUUCGAUCUCACUUUUUUAGGGUUUCGAGUGAUUUGUUACCUGUAGACGCGCAAUUUGGUUGUAUGUAAUCCCGAAAUCAAUAAUGUUCGUUGAAGAAUGUUCAUCUCCCUUCUUGCCCUUCGCCGCGACACCAUACUUCAGUUAAUUCUGAAUACAACAAUGCCUUUGAAA
Eucalyptus grandis is the source of this 2353-nucleotide messenger RNA. RefSeq names its product probable methyltransferase PMT15. Lineage: Eukaryota; Viridiplantae; Streptophyta; Magnoliopsida; Myrtales; Myrtaceae. The record is from RefSeq and is a predicted model, not a curated record. Bases 162 to 1973 code for a protein of 603 amino acids. Gene Ontology annotation, cellular component: endosome; cytoplasm; trans-Golgi network. Gene Ontology annotation, molecular function: methyltransferase activity. The transcript is spliced from 6 exons.